Molecule: messenger RNA, 5661 nt
Organism: Linum trigynum
Lineage: Eukaryota; Viridiplantae; Streptophyta; Magnoliopsida; Malpighiales; Linaceae
Source: the annotation of a GenBank genome assembly
CCCAGGUGUUUUCCAUUUUGUAUGGUUUGUCAGUCUAAUUUGUCAUUUUUGUCCACCAUGCUUGUAAUGUUUGUAUGUCUAAAAAACAACCGGGUUGACUUUGGGACGGAGCCCCUCUAUAUAGGGAUGAAGCCUCCAAAGUCAACCCGGUUGUUUUUUCAUUGUGUAUGGUUUGUAUUGUUUCUCGUUCUAGUUUGUAUUGUUUGUACCGUUCAUAUGUUUGCAUUGUUUGUAAAUCUAUUUGUAUGUUUUGUCGUUAUCUUUUGUAAUGUUUGUAUGCUUGUAUUGUUUGUACUGUUUGUCGGUCCGCUUUGUAUACUUCGUAAUUUUUCAUAAUACCCAAAAUACCCUAUCACUAAUUUAAAAUCACUUCCCACUUUUUAAUCGUUAGAUUGGUCUGUCCAGAUAUAAGGGCUAGGAGGGGCUUAGUCAAGUGACUAAGGACCCCCCUCCCCUUUAGUCAUGGGAUCCUCCCUCUCGGAGAAGUCUCUCUUCUUCUAGUUCGCAACAGUAGAAAGCCCAGCUGGAACCUAAUAAGACCAUUUUAUUCUAUUGUUUGUAACCGUCAAAAAGCGUUGCCUGAGCUAAGCUCCGUCGCCCACAAGCACCACCAUGAUGGUGGUUUCCGGAGAUAGUGACAACCAACGAAUGAAAGCUAGGAUUCUUAUAAGCGAUCGUCUCGACACUCGAUGUCGGUUAAGGUAGUCGCAAAAGACGGACCACCCAAGAGUUCCAAAUAAUUAGAGAUUAGCCGGCGACAUCGCCGUAUUUGCCUUUCCCAUAAACAGACGGACAAUCGCAGAUGGAAAAGACGACGAGAACAGAAUUUACUAAUACUACAACAUUUUAUCAACAAUCAUGUUCAUCAGGCCAGAGGAGAAGGGAGUUCGACCAACUGCUUCUUGAUAUUGUACACAAAGGACGCCUGGCACGACUGACAGUCGCAGCACAACUCUUUCUGCUUGUCGCUCCACCCAUUAUGGUAUGGAUCUCCACCUGAGACGAUCCCUUCCGCUGAUUAUAAACCUAAUCUAAUCCUAACGGAAACCCUAAACUAAUUAGCCGCAACGACCAUCCAAGCCUGCUUUGUUCCAGGCUCAUCCCAUCAUCGGAAGCAGCGGCGCGAGUCACAGACAGAAGUAGAGGCAGCAUCCUAGCCUCAAAUCGAAUGAACACAUCGUGACAAAUCCCAAAACCCUCAUUUCUCUUUCAUCACAACAUCAUCAUCUUCUUCAUCACCGUGGCAAAGAGAAGACAUACGUUGCACAACCAGAGAGAGGGAGAUCGUGAAGGGAACCUGUCGCGGGUGCGGAUAUGACGAGCCGAUGAACCAUGCGAAUGGGAAUCGCAGCCGCUCAGCAUCAACGAAUGGAAACCUUUUGAAGAACUAGGUAAGUACCUUCGAAUUUUCAACUUCAGAAAGCUUUAUUGUAGUGGGUUAAUUAUUACCAAAGGCUUAUUUAACACAUUUGUUUGAUUAACACAUAAGAAACUACUGCCACUUCCACAUUCAUAAGUUAUACAUAGUGUAUUUUAAUAACUAUUAUAGAAUGAUAUUAUGUAAUUUUACGUAACGUGUGGGCUAACAAUAAAAACAAGUUACAAAUCUCGCAUUUUAUUAAACUGUUAUGUAAUGUUAACUUUUCUUACGGAAUCUUUAAUUGGCAUAAUGAAAAUUGAUGAGAUGUUGAAUAUAGUGGGUAAUAAUACUUCUAGUUAAUAAUAAGUGAAUGAAUUAAGUUACAAAAAAUAAUAUACAUAUUUGACCAAAUUGUUAUGUAAAAAAUAAAUGACCUUACAAGAUACAUACUAACAAGAGAUAUGACAUUCCAUUUCAUAUAGUGACGAAGAGAGGAGGGUGACAUUCAGUCGAGUUUGCUGACAAAUUCGGAAGUAGAGGAACGAAGAAUGUACGGACGGAAUACAAUUCUGUGAAGGCAUGUUGUUCUGUAGAAUUUUGAAGCUUGGUUCUGCAUUUUUCAACAGGCUCAACAAAAUGUGAACAAAUAUUUCAAACCUUCUGAGAGACAAAGAACAGAGAUGGAACUAGCAUGGAAUCCCCCUCCUGAGAUAUGGGUAUAGAUUUAAUCUGAUAGAUCUAUCCUCUCGACCUCAUGAGGAGCUGUUGUAGGAGGCAUGAUCAGAGACAGACUAGGGUGGGGUAUUGUAGAAUUCGUCUUUAAUCUUUGGGACUGUUUGCUUACCACAGCUAAAUUGAAAGGGGUGAUUAAAGGGUUGAAUCUAGCUUGGGAAAGGGGUUAUAGAAACGUCCAGCUCAAGAUUGACUCAACCAAAGUUGUCGUCAUCAUGAAAAAUUGUAGGGAUGGCAGGCAUAGACAUGACCUACUGGCACAACAAGUUAGACACAUUUUGGAAAGAAAUUGGAGAGUGCAGAUUUCUCAUGUGCAGAGAGAGUGUAAUUUUGUGGUUGAUUACCUAGCUAGUAGGGGUUUUUUUUUUGACAAGAAGCUGCAUAUAUUGCACUUCAGAAGUGAAUACAAAGUUUAGGGUAAAACCCAUGGAAAGAUACAGUAGAAGUCAAAAGGAAAAAAGCCCACUCACAAAGCCCCAACAAUGUUUCAAAAAGAAACCAAAAUGAAGCCCAAAACCCAGAGUCUGCAAAGUGAGCCCAAACCCAACAAACAACAACCAACACCAACCCUAGCUAUCCUCUCUUCUCCAACCUGCCGCCGCCACCCAAAAGAACAGAGCCGCCGAAAAAACAAUCGUCGACCACCAGCUCACCUUGCAGCGACCAGACCAAUGCCACAACGGGAGAGCAGCAGUCCGCGAGGAGCCCGGAGACCACGAAAACGGCAGCGAACAGGCUUGGAGAAAAGAGACGAGCUUCAGACUGAUGCAUCCCUGCCUUCAACAUCUUAGAACCGCAUCCAGACCGCUGCAUAUGAGAAGGCCUUUGCAUCUCCGAAACACCGACGCAAUGGGUGAAGCAAGGAGGUAGAUGAAAGGUAAGAAGAUGAGAAGACAAGCUACCGAUCAGAAAUCAAUAGCCCCCUUUGACCACCGAGCGAAAGAACCAAGCACAUCUAGAUCUGAGGAUCAGAAGUAGAGGUUGGAACAGGAAACAUCCAUCUCACAAGGAGUGGCAGAAAGAAAACCCCAAAGAUGGGCAAGAAGGCUAAAAAGCUGGAAAAAGAAAAAACGAACAUGCACUGAAACAGAAACUGGAACCAAGCAUAAAAAACAAGCAGGAAAGAAAAGGAAAUUUGGAGCGCCACCGUCGGUCCCAAGGGGAAGCCGGCGGCAGCCCCAUGGAGGCUUGAAACUGAAACCCAAACUAAGAGAGAAGGCAGAGAAAAUGAAAGUUAGAGAGAGAGGGUUUUUUAUACUGUGAAUUUUGUCACACAUCUCUUCGAUGUGACAUAUUCGGAUCUUACAAGAUGGAUUCUUUGAUGUAAUGGACAAUAGCCCAAACGCAAUUGUUCAGUAAUGAAACUCAAGACGUGGUAGUGUGUCAACUUUUUUAGCUGACCAAGCUGUAAAAUAAAAUAAAAUGCAAAGUAAAUAAUCGAGUCGACGGAGGCUCAAAUCCCAGCUCAGUGGUCUGAAUCCACUUCCCGUUUUUAUUGUUUUAGGUUUUUGUGCCUUCAGACUCGGUCCCUCUUCUCUAUUAGCCGCCGCCAACUCCUCCAUUUCUUCCACUCUGCCACUCACCGGACGAAGGUUGGAUUCGGAUUUCUGACUUAUCAAUUGUGAAUGCAACCGUUCGCUAAUUUUUAUUCUUGAUACAGAAAGAUAAGACAGAAGAUCACCCGCCCAACUUCCUUUCGCGGAGAACAAGCUUCUCAUCUGCCGGAAAACCUAAAAGUAAAAUCUUACCGCUACUUGAGUGAGAAGUUGCCAUUGUUGCCCGGGAGCUUGGUUUCCCUCCGGUGAACUGCUACUUCCUUUUCUCUCUUCAGGUAUUAUCUCUAUCUCAGUACGAAAUUUGCUACCCUUGUGAUAUUGUCAGCUGUUUUCUAUCGGCCGAUUGAGGGAGAAAAAAACAUUCUACUAUAGUAUUAAUCAAUCAUUUGACCUCUUCUUUUCGCUACCUGAUCGAACUCGCUCAUUCAGCUUAAUCAUUCGAUCCUUGAGGCGUUUGUAGCAGAUGAUGCAUAGUUGGUGUUGCGCACACCAUCUGUUCGAUGAAUUGUUCUGUUUCUUCUGUUUGUUUUUCUUUCUUUUUACCUGAUUAUGCUGGUCGCUUUGAUUCUGGUGACAGCAAUGGAGGCCAAAUUCUUUCGCUUUCUGAAGAUUGUCGGCGUGGGUUACAAAGCAAGAGCUGAAUCGGAAGGGCGGCUGUUGUUUCUCAAGUUGGGUUACAGCCAUGAAGUGGAGCUCACUGUGCCCCCGGCUGUUCGUGUUUUCUGCUUCAAGAACAAUGUGGUCUGCUGCACUGGGAUCGACAAGCAGAGGGUGCACCAAUUUGCUGCAGCGGUGCGUAGUUGCAAACCUCCAGAAGUUUACAAAGGGAAAGGCAUCAUGUACACUGAUGAAGUGGUCAAGAAGAAGCAGGGCAAGAAAUCCAAAUAAAUGAGGGCAGAGAUGCAGUAGAGGAGAUUCGCGGCACUAGUAAGUGUUGGUCAUUCACUUAACUUUUCUUCAGCAGCAGCUCAACUCUCAAUUGAGUUUGGUUUGAUUUCUUUGUUGAAAAUUUCAACUGUCGAAGGGGCAUUUUGAACUAGCUUUUAAGGGAACGGAAUAGCUGAAUCAACUUUUCUGCACAUGUUUGCUUGGUCUAUUUUGCUGCUUAUGAAGUCAAUAAUCUCAUUAGAUGGCUCAAAACAACAAAAUAUUACAGCAUGAAACGUUGCUAUAGACUCAUUUGUUUAAAGAUUCACCCCACCCUCACAAAUAUAUAUUUUGGGAAGCCGAGAAAGGGCCUGUGGUAUGAGUUCAUCCAGAGCGUAUGUUCUUGAGGCUAUAUAUCUGCACUGGCGAGGCUAGUCUCUAGAUCACCUGUACAUGUGCUGCAGCCAACGAUCAUCCUACGCCUGGUUCCUCAAUGUUCGGUAGUACCUGCAGAAAUAUGAUACAGAACCGUGUGAUGAGAUUAGAAUAAUGUAAAUGCAACGGUGUAGAUUCAGGAAGGCGAAGCAAGUAAAUCCCAGUAAAGGAACAGACAGAACUAAACACAACGAAUCAGUCCCCUACUCAUGUUCAAGUAAUGCUAAGAAUACCAUGAUUUUGCACAACUCCCUCGGUGAAAAUUAGGCACCAUAAGUCCAUACUGGUUGGCCGUCGGGUCCAUCAUCCACCUCACUAAGAAGCCGACUAUACCGGUAUAUCGACUGGAGCUACUGUGAAACCUUGAAGUGGCACACUAUGAGCAGCACUAUCAUCCGUGCAAAUGAAGUGAGAGUAUGGUGGUGCGCAGAGAGUAGCAAAUGGCCGAGUCCCAGCAAGAUUGUGUGGCAUGAACACGAGUAGUACAAAUGCCUGGCAUGGAGCGCCCAAUGCAAAUGCCAAAACACAGUACCAUGGCAGUGGGAUCAGUACUGACGAUGACGAAUCAUGAAGUUCCUCCAAUCGAUGUUCAAGGAGUGCCACCAACAUCAAUAUGAAAGGUGAGGAACAAGAAAGGCCCCGGAGAAUGCAGGUCAAGUUUCACAAAAUUACAGUUUCAUUAACCAGAGAUAAUGAACUGGGAUUUCAACG